UCAAAAGUUCAUUAUAUAGUAUAUACUUAUAUAGCAAUAGGAGAAGCUAACAAUGUCUGAUUAUUAAUUAGUCCUAUUAUGUAUACACAUAAUAUGUGUAUUUAAGGAUAGGGAUAAUAAUUUAAAAUUAUCAGUUUUCUCCUAUGUAGUCCAAAAAAUUGGUGUGUGACUUACCUACCAGCUUUCAUUUUGUUGAAUGUUUCGAAAGGAAACAAUUUAAAACAAUGAAGUAUAUUCUCAAACUAUUGGAUAGUAUAAACCAAUGCUUAAUACCAAAACUAGCAAAAAAUUUUGACGAACGGGAGAAUCAUCCAGAGUUUGAAAUUCGAAAUAAUACCUUAGAUCAAAACUUCAAAUCUCUUGAACAAUACUUAGGCGAUCUGGAUCUUCCAAAUACAAAAGGAACCGCUACAAUUAUAGCAGCGCUUAUAAUUUUAUAUAAAGAAUUAGAUUGUGAAUGCCCAUGGAAUGGCGAAAAAUCAAAAGAAUAUUCAAAAAAAUUAAAUAUUUACUUUGAACUUGUUUGUGGUUCUCGUUUGGACACUAUUUUGCAUGAGAACAAAAAUUUUAAUAUACAAGAAAUAUUCAAUAUAUGCUUAGAAAAUUUGCACAGCAAGUUGACAUAUGAGAAUUUCAAAAAAUAUCCCGGCCAGGUUGAAGUGUAUUGCUGGCUGGCUAAAGAUUUGAGGAGAUUUCAAGUGAAAGUGAAACCAGCCCAAGUUUUUCCAGCAGCUCUGCUUUUAAUUGAAGAUUAUAUAAAUAUUAAUACAAGCAAGGGACUUAUAUGUUGUUUAUCUAUACUGAGGUGUCUGAAAUCUGGUGAUUAUGAAGGUGGCAACUAUUACGAAGUCAUAUACAGGAGUUUAAAUAAAACCUUCAUUGAGAAAGAUGCGGACAUAACUAAACUGACUCAUGCUUGUCUCCUGGAGUUGUGUGAAAUUUUUCCUCCUAUAUUUAAGACACAAAAACUUCAAGAAAUGUAUACUGGAAUUCUAGACCAAUUAAUGACUGAAUCAAAUUUAUACAGGAAAGGAGAAUGUUUGAGUUUUGCAAAAUCUAUUAUAGAGAUGCACAAAGUGAACUGCAUCAGUGAGAACACUUUUAAAGUUAUAAUAUGUGACUGUUUAGAUAUAUGCACUAACGAGGUUGUGGCCGAUAUACUUUUAAAUAAGACAUUGGAGUGCUUAGAUGAGUGGAUUCAAUACGGAUGGUGCGUUUGGAGAUUUUCAACUGAUUAUAGAAUGAUAUCAAUACUGUUCAAAGUGUUGUAUGUAUGUAAGGACAACAGCACAGCUCUAUACAUUCAAAAGCUGAUCGUCACAUUCAUUACAUUAUGUAAACCUGAAGAGAAGAAGCAGAUAUUGAAAAGUUUGGAAAAUGUUAACAAAAUAUCGAGUGUUAAUUUCAGAAAUCAAGUGGAAGCAAUAAAAAAAGAAAUUAAUAUUUAAA
Danaus plexippus (monarch butterfly) is the source of this 1449-nucleotide messenger RNA. RefSeq lists its product as uncharacterized. The record is from RefSeq and is a predicted model, not a curated record. The transcript is spliced from 5 exons. The coding region runs from base 225 to 1448 and encodes 407 amino acids. NCBI's taxonomy places the organism in Eukaryota, Metazoa, Arthropoda, Insecta, Lepidoptera, Nymphalidae. Gene Ontology annotation, cellular component: cytosol; centrosome; nucleoplasm.